This is a messenger RNA of Cricetulus griseus (Chinese hamster), 3613 nucleotides long. Lineage: Eukaryota; Metazoa; Chordata; Mammalia; Rodentia; Cricetidae. The record is from RefSeq and is a predicted model, not a curated record.
AAGUCGGGAGGUUCGAUGUUCCGAAGACGCCAGCUUGUGACGGGGAGGGGGAGGAGGAAGGCUUCCGUAAAAAGGUGCCUUUCGGUCCCUCCGCUCCCGGGGACCCUCGGAAAAAGCCCACCGUACCGACCCCGCGGCUAACCCCUCCCUCAGGCUCUCUCCGCUCGAUUUCGCACCGUUAUGUGGGAAGCGAAUCCGCAGCUAAUCAACUUGUAAAACAUGAAGGAGUAAAAACAAGGACAUAAUCAGAAAAGUAUUCAUUGGAAAGUCGCUGGGCAUGACUAAAAUAAUAAAAUGAACUGGCCCUUUCACAGAGCUCAGAUGUUUCACAAGACAGAGGAGUUCUUUCCCAAGAAGACUGAGAGUGAUGUGGAUGACAUGGACACAUCAGACACGCAGUGGGGCUGGUUCUACCUGGCAGAGUGUGGAAAGUGGCACAUGUUUCAGCCGGAUACCAACAUUCAAUGUUCAGUUAGCAGUGAAGAUAUCGAAAAAAGCUUCAAAACAAACCCUUGUGGCUCCAUUUCCUUUACUACUUCUAAAUUCAGCUACAAGAUAGACUUUGCAGAGAUGAAGCAGAUGAACCUCGUCACUGGAAAACAGCGCCUGAUAAAAAGGGCUCCUUUCUCCAUCAGUGCCUUCAGUUACAUCUGUGAAAAUGAGGCCAUCCCCAUGCCCACACACUGGGAGAACGUGAAUACCGAAGUUCCCUACCAGCUAGUCUCCCUGCAGAACCAAACGCAUGAGUAUAAUGAAGUUGCCAGUCUCUUUGGGAAAACAAUGGAUCGGAACCGAAUUAAAAGGAUUCAAAGGAUUCAAAACUUAGACUUGUGGGAGUUCUUUUGCAGGAAAAAGGCUCAGCUCAAGAAGAAGAGAGGUGUCCCUCAGAUCAAUGAGCAAAUGCUGUUUCAUGGCACCAGCAGUGAAUUUGUGGAAGCAAUUUGCAUUCACAACUUUGAUUGGAGAAUCAAUGGUGUACAUGGCGCUGUGUUUGGCAAAGGAACCUAUUUCGCUAGAGAUGCUGCGUACUCCAGUCGUUUCUGCAAAGAUGACAUCAAGCAUGGUAACACCUUCCAGAUUCAUGGGGUCAGCGUGCAGCAGCGACACCUGUUCAGAACCUAUAAAUCCAUGUUUCUUGCUCGAGUGCUAAUUGGGGAUUACAUAAAUGGAGACUCCAAAUACAUGAGACCUCCUUCCAAAGACGGGAGCUAUGUGAAUUUGUAUGACAGCUGUGUGGAUGACACCUGGAACCCAAAGAUCUUUGUGGUGUUUGAUGCCAACCAGAUCUACCCCGAGUACUUGAUAGACUUUCACUGACCCCACCUCCCAGGCUCAGUGGUCAAAGCUUUGCUCUCUCGUUGCAGGAGGAUUUGGCCCCCUGUCUUCUAUCCGCUAAGUAUAAAUAUUGGGUACUUUUGAAACAGAUGCGGGAAAGAAGGCCGCUCCAUAGAUAAAGAAGUACUGGCUGUCAGGUUGGUUAUAUGUUGUUGUUUCUGUCAGUUACAGUUUUGUUAAAGAUCUCUACUGUUGCCAUUUUGACAUAUAGCAAUGAGAGAUGCCACUUAAAACCGAAUGGGUUGAGUCUCAUUACCAAGGCCAGGUGGUCUUUAAAGUUCACAUUUGUGAUGAGGUCAAACGAUUUUAUUUUGUGUUCCCCAUUAGGAGAACUGGCCCUUUAUAAAUUGAGUUUUGGCAGUGUUGUCUGUCACUGAGCAUGUCCCUUUGCUGGUCUUCUGAAGGGGGCUUUAAAACCCUAAGACAGCCCCUGAUACUCCAAGAGGAAAGAAACAGACAGCUCUGCCACGUUGGCAGACCAGCUAGCAGAAGAGAGAGGCCAUGACAGAGCCUGCUGCCACUGCUGCAGGAAGGCGGGCUGCAGCCCCAGAGCAGGCCACACCAUUCUCACCUACCUCCCACAGUUGAGCUGACCAUGGCUGCCAGUGGUCACUAGCUCACAGUUUAGACCCCAUUGCUCUGUGGUCCCAGCCCCAAGAUGUUUAUUUUCUCUGUUUUCCAGGCCCUGCAGUGAUCAUUUCUAAGAGGCUUUAUCUCUGUCCACGCCCCCACACACAUGUAGCUGUUCCAUGGUGACCCCUCAGAUCCACAUGUCUGAGUAGCUGGGUACCUCGUGUUAAAUGGCUAUGGAGAGCAUGGGAUGCUGGGAAGAUGUCUGGUUUCUUUAGAGUAGUGACUGACAGCUCCCAGCUCCUGAGCAGCUGUAUCACGCAGAGUUGUGUUCAUGGCUUUGUGUGCCUCUCUGCCUGCUUGCUGUGCUGUCCUGAAGAUGACGUGCACCAGCCUCCUGCCCGUCGGUGUUCUAGCAGAGGUUAGACAACGCCCGGGAACAGUGCUGUCUAGGUGUUGAUUGUCCUCCCAGCAUUGCUUUUCCUGUGACUCCUCAUGGGAAAGAUCACUCCCCAAGCAGUACCCAGAACCUUUCCUAACUCUUAAUACUGCAUCUUGUCUCUGUUAUCCCCAUCCGGCUUUGGCUGAGAGAACAUGAGCACAAUUUAGCUUCUGGUGCCCAGGCCUGUAUUAUUCUCUUCAAUCAUUUCAAUCAGGAAGCAUCUACAAAUAAUACAUAUGUAGGACAGGAUGAGGGACGGCGAACCUUUCAGUUUCACCCAUCACCAGAUUUUCCUUAUACCCUUAUAUAAUUGUACAGUGGGUUGUACAUAAACAGGAAACUGUAUGCACAAUACUUUGGGGGCACUGUGGCAAUAAUGACUUCCUGGCUCCGAUGUAUAGGUCCACCACUGGUUUAAGAAAGGAUAGAGAAUACACAUUUUAAAAUCAACAGUGGUUACUGCAAAAGUGCCUGGAAGCAAAUUGGCUACACUGCCUACCUGCUCACCAAAACAAAACACCAGUGUUAGAGUCAUUAAGUGUUGAGGAUCGAGCAGUCUGCUCCAGCUGUGUUCAUGCAAAGUAUUGAAGUCCUUCUUUCCAGCCUGUCUCCCCCAGUUUUCCACGCACACUCUCUCAGUACUUGAAUGGAAUGGCUGUUGUAGUUGGGGUUAUUUUCUUAUAGACUUGUAUAUCCGUGUCAAGGUGACUGAGAAGGCAGGCAGUCUGUACAGUCUAUCUCCUUCAUUGGCUUGCAUGAGGAAGGCAGGGCACGUCACAGAGCUGCCCUAAGGAAGCCUGGUGUUGUUGUUGUUGGACUGCCAGCCCCCUUUACAAAAAAGAUGUGAUUUUGAUACAUGUUUUAAACUAUAAUAACAUAGAAUUCACUCACGUUAAACUUUUACUUGUUCUGUCUGGUAAGUGUAUAGUAGAGCAUCGUUUCCUCUGCUCAUCAAUCCAGAGGGAGGGGAGAGUAAGGGAAGCCAUUUCAUAGUGAUGAGCUGUGCUACAAAGCUGGCUGGAUAACUUCCCUUGAGUACAAACUUGUCUUUUUUCUGUGUGGAGUCUAGAUGGGGUAAAAGAAAUAUGUUUUUGGAAAACAUUUUCCUAAAUCUCUUUUAUCUCCCACCAGGAAUGGUUCAGAUUAAUGGAUCAUUUUAUUUCUAGACUGGUGGUGGUGGCGGUGAUGAUGGAGAAUUCUGAUAUUUAAUGUCUGUGUGUAUUGUUGCCACAAUUGUUGAUUAAAGUUUUCUGUAUCAGGCCUUGA